AUGUUGGGUUCUACAACAAUAUCUUGUGCACUCUUUUUCUUUCUAUUCAUCAUCUUCAAAAUCCACCAUAGAAGAAAAUGUUGCAAAUAUCCCAUCUUUAGAGAUUAUCCUUUUCUAGGCAUGUUACCAACAAUCCUUUGGAACUUAUGGAAUAUUCAUGAUUUCAUAACCAAAGAAUUGAAAAAGCGCCAUAGAGGCACUGCUGAGUUCUUGGGACCAUGGUUUACCAACAUGAACUAUUUGAUCACUAGUGAUCCCAUCAACGUGCAUCACAUGAUGAGCAAGUGUUUUGACAACUAUGUUAAAGGUUCUGAGUUUCGUGAUAUUUUUGAAGCCUUUGGAGAUGGGAUAUUUGUCGCGGAUUCGGAGACAUGGAAAUAUAAUAGGUCUCUUUUUCACUCCGUUUUCAAACAAAGAGGCUUUGAGCUUUUUCAAGAGAAAAUCAUUCAAAACAAGGUGGAAAGAAGCUUGAUUCCUUUGUUGGAUCAUGUACAAGAACAAGAGUCGGUGGUGGAUUUACAAGACGUAUUCAAUCGUUUCACGUUUGAUAAUAUUUGUUCUGUAAUUCUUGGAUGUGAUCCUAAUUGUCUUUCCAUUGAGUUUCCUGAUGUUGCUUGUGAGAAGGCUUUUGACCAAAUUGAAGAAUGCAUAUUCUAUAGGCAUGCUACGCCAAAAACUUUUUGGAUGUUUCAAAAGCUUCUUCAAGUUGGUCAAGAGAAAAAAAUGACAAAAGCAUAUAAAGAGUUUGAUCAAUUUAUAUAUGCAAAUAUAGAGUCCAAAAGAGAGGAACUAAAAAGAGCUGGAAGAGAUACUAUCACUUCAGCACUUACAUGGCUCUUUUAUCUUAUUGCUACACAUCCUUUAGUAGAAGCCAAAAUUCUUGAAGAGAUUAAAGAAAACUUUGGGGCCAUUGAUAUUGGAAAAAAACUAGGAGUUAAUGAGGUGAAAAAACUAGUUUAUCUUCAUGGUGCUAUAUGUGAGGCUGUGAGACUUUAUCCUCCUAUACCUUUUGAGAGAAAGCAAGCAAUCAAAGAUGAUAUACUUCCAAGUGGUCACCUUGUUAAUUCGGGUACAAUUAUACUGUUUUCUUUGUAUUCGAUGGGGAGAUUUGAAGAGACAUGGGGAAAAGAUUGCUUGGAUUUCAAGCCAGAGAGAUGGAUAUCUGAGAGAGGAGGCAUUGUUUAUGAACCAUCUUAUAAGUUCUUUAGCUUUAAUGCUGGACCUAGGACUUGUUUGGGAAAAGACUUAUCGUUCAUUCAAAUUAAGAUGGUAGCAGUUGCUAUUUUGAGUAACUACAGUAUCCAAGUAGUGAAUGGUCAUAUUCCUAUACCAAAUCUUUCAAUUGUACUUCUUAUGAAGAAUGGUUUGAAGGUUAGGAUCAGAAAAAGAGAAAAUUGA
Messenger RNA from Vicia faba (fava bean), 1398 nucleotides. NCBI's taxonomy places the organism in Eukaryota, Viridiplantae, Streptophyta, Magnoliopsida, Fabales, Fabaceae. The record is from the annotation of a GenBank genome assembly.